CUGCUGCCACCACUACCACUACUGCUGCCCAUCUCCCACCAGCAUGUCCUCUGCUCACUUCAACCGAGGCCCUGCCUACGGUCUGUCAGCAGAAGUCAAGAACAAGCUGGCCCAGAAGUAUGACCACCAUCGGGAGCAGGAGCUUCGAGAAUGGAUUGAGGGGGUCACAGGACGCAGCAUUGGCAACAACUUCAUGGAUGGUCUCAAAGACGGCAUCAUUCUUUGCGAGUUUAUCAAUAAGCUUCAGCCAGGAUCUGUGAAGAAAGUCAAUGAGUCAACCCAAAAUUGGCACCAGUUGGAGAACAUCGGCAACUUCAUCAAGGCGAUCACCAAGUAUGGGGUGAAACCCCAUGAUAUCUUUGAGGCCAAUGACUUGUUUGAGAACACCAACCACACCCAGGUUCAGUCUACCCUCCUGGCUCUCGCCAGCAUGGCCAAGACAAAAGGGAACAAGGUGAAUGUGGGGGUAAAGUACGCAGAGAAGCAGGAGAGAAAAUUUGAGCCAGAGAAGCUAAGGGAAGGACGGAACAUCAUCGGGCUACAGAUGGGCACCAAUAAGUUUGCCAGCCAGCAGGGCAUGACAGCCUACGGCACCCGGCGCCACCUCUAUGACCCCAAGCUGGGCACAGACCAGCCCCUGGAUCAAGCUACCAUCAGCCUGCAAAUGGGCACCAACAAGGGAGCAAGUCAGGCUGGCAUGACUGCACCUGGGACCAAGCGGCAGAUCUUCGAGCCAGGGUUGGGAAUGGAGCACUGUGAUACUCUCAAUGUCAGCCUGCAGAUGGGCAGUAACAAAGGAGCAUCACAGCGGGGCAUGACAGUGUAUGGGCUGCCCCGCCAGGUGUAUGAUCCUAAAUACUGCCUGACACCCGAGUACCCAGAACUAGGGGAGCCCACCCACAACCAUCACCCACACAACUACUACAACUCUGCCUAGGUCCCUGGGCCUCCCUGCCUUUCCCCAGGGGGCUGGCUGCUGCUCUUGGCAGGGCCUAGCUUGGCCUGCCAACCCUUCCUGCUGCAUGGCGUCCUCCAGCCCCCUGGCACCUACCUGCAGGGUUAGCGUUUGUGGGGAGUAGUUUGGGGCUCCUGUGGGGGGAAAAGGACCCACCUCUCUGUAGCAUUGCAGGGUCCAAUAUCUAGCCAGGUGUUCCCAAUAGCACCCAAAGGUCACAUUGAACAAAGCUACUUUGGCUGUCCCCCCAACUCCCUCACAGAUGAGUCCCCCAGGACAAGAAGCCCCCCAAGCAAAAUCCCCAGAGCCUAGGCUCUACCUGCCCCCACCCCAUUCCCACAGUGGGAGCAAACUGCAUGCCCAGAGACCCAGCGGACACACGCAGUUUGGUUUGCAGUGACUGGUGUAAGUGGAUGUGACAGUGGCGUUUGUGACUAGAGCACUUUUUCUAUUUCACUGGAGCACAAUAAAAGGCUAUAAAAUCUCUGAGGACUCAGAGCUGCUCUGUCCCAGCACCUGUGGGACUAUGGCACAUACACAGCCUUGCUAGGUGCUCUCCACCUCCCAUAUACAUUUGCAUACACACACUCACAGAAAACCUAAGACAUGCACACGGAGCUCCAGGCAUGUGUCACAGAUCCUCAUACACACACACCAUGCGUGUACAUGCUUGUUGCAGACUUCGGCACAGACUUCCCUUGCACACAUCCAUAUAUGUGCAGUACACAUCCCUACCCAUGAUGCAUAAAGCAGCACUCCCUCACACAUGACCACUAUCAGUAUUAAGCAUCUUAUUUAAAGGAGGCAGGGCAGGACAGAGCCUUCCAUGUACAUGUAAAUCAGAAGACUACAGAACACAUAAUACCUUGCUUAAUUUUUUUUUUUUUUGGUGCAGAAAUGAUGGGGGUGGUAUGCAAGGCCAUGUUAGGGGUCCAGUGAGAGAAGCCAGAAGUACAUGUGUCUGUCACCACGAAUGCACUCUUGCCUGUUUCUUCCACUACUUUGUUUCUGAAUAAACCCUGUGAUUAGUUGAUUGCUUUUGAGGUCAACACUCUCAGCACCCAAGUACCUUCCUUGAGCAUCUAUGGGAAACAGUGAAGAGCCUAAGGGCUGAGAUGGGCUAGGUGGGCUGUGAAUCAGUUCUGCAGCUCCCUAGCUGGGUGACCCUGGGCAAGUCAUUUCCCUUCCCAAGACCUGUUUCCCUGGGGUCAUAGGGAAGUGUAAAUGGAAUAAAGCCUCCCCAUGGGAAAUGAUAUUUGGCACUGACCAAUGAGAAUAGAUAAACUGGCCCUGAGGUCCCUGUGGGUGGGACAAACACUUUAGGCCUGGAGUAGAUGUGGAAAGGUGGAAAGGGACAGGGAAGUAGGGGAGGAUGGGUACUUUAGGGGUCCAGGGCAAUGGUCCCUUACUGAUAGGCAGCGUGGUAGAAUAUUAACCUUGGGGCAUGGUUACCCCACGUACCAUGUUCUUAACAUCCUCUUCUCAGGGCUGAGUCCUGGGUCUGGCCUGCCAGUCUGUGGACAGGGCUCCAACUUCCCCUGCCCCAUUUCAGAGGUGAGUCUGUUCCCACUGUGAUGUAGGCCCCAGUCACCUGCCACUGUCAAGGUUUCAUGGUGAGGAUGCAGCAAUACGGGGGCACAACAGUCUUCUCCCUGCUUCCCCAGGGCAGCUGAUAAGGCAGGAACACAGGCAACUGCAGACACAUAUCCCGGAGGACCUGCUUAUGACACAGCCUUGAGCCUUGUAAACCAGAUUCCAGGCGCUCUUGGCUAGGCUACCCUGAGUCUUGCUCCCCUAGGGCCAGAGUGGGGAAGCUAUGCUGAGGCUCCACGCCUGGCCCAGGGCCCUGCCUGCCUGGGAAGACAGCACCAUAUUUGAACUUGUCCUGUGAGACUAGGUUGGGCGGAACCUGGCACAAGUCCUCUCUCCAGUGGACCCUAAAGGGCACCCCCCACACUAGGUACUGUCUAAGGCUCUAUCCAAGUCUGCUGGCUCCUGCCGUGACUGAGGACCUUACUUGGGUCCUUGGUGGAUGGGACAGAAGCCCCUGGGAGGGUAAUAUGUCAGGUCAGAAUGGGCUGGGGGGUUAGGUGGGGGGUGGGCUCAGGCAGCUGGACCUGGUAACUAGGGCUUCCAGUGAGUUUCCCAUUUUCCUUGGUUGUUCGCAUCCCUCACUACACUGGGUGGUUCCAAGUCACUUGAACUACAUCAGGCUCUAUGCUCAUCAACCAUGAGACCUCCUCAGGGACAUACCCAUCAGUCAUGUUCAGAUGUAUUCUUUCACCACAUCCAAGCAAUUAGUUUAGUUCUGACACUAUCUGCCUGGUGGUAGUGUCAGAUUCCAAAGGGGAAGGACUCGAUCCUACAAGACUGCCUGCUCCCCACCUUUAGUCAACAAGUCCAAAUUAUCAUUUGUGCUUCUAAACAAUCAGCUAUACAUUAAUUUCCCAGGACCCCCUCCUCAGGUUUGACUAACUUACUAGAACAGUUCACAGAACUCAGAGAAGUAUUUACUUACUAGAUCAUCCUUUGUUAUAAAAGGAUGUUAAUUUAGGACAGCCUGAUGGAAGAGAUGCAUGAAGCAAAAUUU
Condylura cristata (star-nosed mole) is the source of this 3545-nucleotide messenger RNA. It is a transcript of the gene CNN1, whose product is annotated as calponin 1, basic, smooth muscle. Bases 44 to 937 code for a protein of 297 amino acids. The transcript has 7 exons. The record is from RefSeq and is a predicted model, not a curated record. Gene Ontology annotation, molecular function: actin binding. Lineage: Eukaryota; Metazoa; Chordata; Mammalia; Eulipotyphla; Talpidae. Gene Ontology annotation, biological process: actomyosin structure organization.